Molecule: messenger RNA, 6733 nt
Organism: Helicoverpa armigera (cotton bollworm)
Lineage: Eukaryota; Metazoa; Arthropoda; Insecta; Lepidoptera; Noctuidae
Gene: d4
Product: zinc finger protein ubi-d4
Exons: 13
Coding region: 80-1636 (518 amino acids)
Biological process (GO): positive regulation of transcription by RNA polymerase II
Cellular component (GO): nucleus; MLL3/4 complex
Molecular function (GO): histone H3K4 methyltransferase activity; transcription coactivator activity; histone binding
Source: RefSeq, a predicted model, not a curated record
CUCUAUGGAAUGAAUUGGCAAUUAAACCGGAAACAGUGGAACGUCAGUUGACGUCACCAAAGUAGCGUCUGCUAAUAAAAUGGCGGCGGCGGAGAUUCAGAUAGUGAAUCCCUCUAAUUUAGCAAAAGUAGAAAGUUUUCUCAAUGACCCGAGUUAUAAAGAGAUUAUUGAGAACUCGUCAACGUUCAACUCGCGAUUAUGUGCGGAACGGAGGAUGCGUAUGCCGUUUAUCGACACACAGACCGGUGUCGCACAGAGCCACUGCAAUUUAUUUAUGACAAGAAGACAACGCAUGCCAGGCCAGAAAGAAGGACAAGUGUACACAUACCCAGCUCAGAGAUGGCGCAAAGCCCGCCGCCAAUACCUUACAAUGUCAUCAACACGAUGGGGUUGGGCCGGAGCACCAGACUCUUUGGAUGUCACCGGUGAAGGAGAAAACAGUUCCGGUGUCCCCGGAGACGCACUAGCUGGUGAUGAUAGCAGGGACGGCUCACAGACUGCUGCUAAAGAUGAUCCAAAGCACUCUCUUCCCCAGGAAUGGUUCUACGAUGAACUAGCAAUGGAGGAAAUGGAGACAGGUGAAGAGCCAGAAGCUGAGUCUGAUGAGGACUACUAUGAUGAUACGUACGCGAACAGACGCAAGCGGCGCGGCGGGGCCACGCCGACGGGGCCCGGGUCCCGCGGGGGCCGCACGCGGAAAUCGCAGCCCGAUGACACGCCCGCCAAGAGGGGCAGAGCUGGGCGAGGUCGCGGCAAGCGCGCACAAGGAACUCUUCCAUACGAGGUGCCCGGCGACAGCGAGAAACCUUUCGGCUGUGAACUAUGCGGCGCCAAGUACAAGACGCGACCGGGACUCACAUACCACUUCACGCACACACACAAAGACCCGGCAGGGGCCGGGGCGGGUGCCGGCGCUAGUGACGGCGACUCUCGCGACUCGCGGCCCGGGGCCCAUACGCCGCCCGCGCAUUCGUCGGCACCGAUGCAGCCCGCGACAGAAUAUCAAGAUAGCUACGUCACUUUCCUUAAUAAUCCCGCUGUGGGGACUGCCGGCCUCCAGGAUACGCCCGCUCGGCGCCCGACACCGCCGCCUGAGGCUGGUCCACCCGUGCCUCCCGUGCGUCGGCCUUCGCCCCCGCCCAGGCCUGCGUCGGCGGACACGUCUAGUUCAGACUCGGCGCAUGUGCCGUUGUCGGCUGCCGUGCAUGCAGCGCCUUCAGCACCCGUGGCCUCGGCCUCCGCGACCCCUGAAGUCAAGGAACCUGGCGUUACUAAGGCGAAGGAGGCGUCACCAUCACCAUAUUGCGACUUCUGCCUCGGCGAUGACCGUGAAAACAAGAAGACAGGCACUCCAGAACAGCUAGUCAGCUGCUCCGACUGCGGCAGAUCAGGUCACCCAACGUGCCUGCAGUUCACAGUGAACAUGAUCGUGUCGGUGCGCAAGUACCGCUGGCAGUGCAUCGAGUGCAAGUGCUGCUCCGUCUGCGGGACUAGUGAUAAUGAUGACCAGCUAUUGUUCUGCGACGACUGUGACCGCGGCUACCACAUGUACUGCCUGGCGCCGCCGCUGGACACGCCGCCCGAGGGCUCGUGGUCCUGCGCGCUCUGCCUCAAGGAGUUCCACAGCAAGCACUGAGCGGCAGGUAUUAAACAGAAAGGGCCGUGAGAGAGAUAGAUAGGUAGGUGAGAUAACGAAUUAUAGCGGCAGUAAGGUUCUAGGGUACAAGCAAGUGAUCAGAUAGUGUUGCUAUAAGUUAGCGGGACUGUAAACAGUGUUGCCAUAGUCUAGUGAGAUUGUAAGCGGGGGACGGUACUGAAGUAUUUUGUUUAUUUUUUGUAAUAUUAUUUUUCUGUAGUGUAUUGUAUAAAGGCCUUUUUUGUUGACGCUAUAUGAUGGCCAUAUUUAUUCGUGUAAAUUGCUUCUUUUUCAUGUAAAUAAUUAUUGAAAUAUAUCUUGUAUAGCACAUAAUAUGGAUUGCAAUUAAUUUCAACUGCUCUAUUCUUUAUGUAAUUUAGCAACAUUGUGUUAAUUAUUCUUCUCAAAAAUCAAUAUUUUUGCUCCAACCCUAAUAAUUUUUGUUCACAUUAAACAAAAUAUAGUUAAAAACUUCAGUACUGUGACUUCCCUCGCGAAAUUCUUCAUGUAAUCGUAUCGCCGAAUCAGCGUCAGUACGUUUAGCGCUCUUUCUACCUCUACCGGUGCUUGCUUUAGUAUUUUUUAUUUAUUUACCUUUUUACACGCGACGCAGGGUUGAUUAAUUACGUAGAAUUGAAUUUGAAUUCUUGAAAAGUUAUCAACCAAUGACAUGACAACCGACUAUGUUGAGGCCGACUGUUGUCAGUUGACCCACGUUUUCUGAAAAUCGUUUGAAACUGCCAAAACAAUAAAUAGAUCCUUUACGGUACAUGCCGAAUUUCGACCUUAUAUUAUUUGAUCAUCUCUACGAAAACUUCCUUAACCGCUUGUCUGUGGCUUAUUAUAAUUGAACUAGCUUCUGCCAGCAGUUACACCCGCAUCCCGUGGGAACUACUUCCCGUACCGGGAUAAAAGUAGCCUAUAGCCUUCCUCGAUAAAUGGGCUAUCUAACACUGAAAGAAAUUUUCAAAUCGGACCAGUAGUUCCUGAGAUUAGGGCGUUCAAACAAACAAACAAACUCUUCAGCUUUAUAAUAUUAGUAUAGAUAGAAAAAUCAAUUGUGUCUCGCGUAUACCGCGUUAUAGGGGUCAUACAUGUCAUUGGUUGAUAGUAGGCACAUGGUAUGUGACGUCACUCCUUUAAUGGAGGGUGUGACAAAGGGAAUAAAAACGAAUUGUUAAAUUACAAUGUUUUUGUAAUGAUGGACAUUCAAACGUAUUUUUGUGGUUAAAAUUUAAUUUUUCUUGCUAAAUAAUUAAAAGUAGUGAAAUUGAAGUGUAAUAUAAGGUUUUCUUAUUUUAUAAAUACAGUAUAUACCGAGAUUAUUUAUGUUAUAAAUAUGUAGUGGUGUUUUUGGACAUUUUUGUACUAUUUUUAUUAUUAUCGUAUUAUUUUGAUUCUUAUUUUUUACUUAAACAAAUUAGGUUGUGGAUUUAAUUAAAUGAUGGUAGUUUAUACUUCCAAAAGUACAUUUUUUUUUUAAUAUGUAUAGAAAAUUAAAAUGGUUGUGUUGUGUUCGAAGUUGGCUUUGACUAAUUGAAUGGUAAAGCAUUGUUUAUAUGGACGAACUGUCAUAUGACAAUGACAGUUAUUAGAAAUGAGACAUCGAAAAAAAAUCUUCCAGAUUUUAUAACAUUUUUAUGAAAAUAAAAUGCGUAAUUUGUCAACCCUAGGCGAUUUCGUAUCGAUCAAACUUUCCAGUCUCGUAUCAUCUUAUGCUAAGCUACUAAGGUUCUUAUUGUAAUAAGAUUAAAGACUAAAAUCGUAUGUAAAGUAAAGUCGCGGGCGAAUCCAGUCAUUAUACGUAAUAAUCUAUAAAUUGUUCGUGUAUAGGUUUUCACCUUUGAAAGUGUCCAUUUCUAGUAGUUUCUUCGUGGAAUUUUGUCUGUAGAUAUCCGGAUUUUAGGACGGAUCUUAAGAUCUGGAAAUCCGGAUGGAUGCUGGCUUAAAGAGUUGUGAAAAAUUUAUGAAUGGUUUUUCGACUUGUUGAGACUUCAAACCUUUUGUCUCAUGAUGAAGACCACAUUAUACCAUUUAAAUGUGUGUUGUAAGAAUAUCUUUAACAUCAGAUAAGUCAAGAGACGGAUCUAUUCACCCUGUAUAGCGUCCUCUCUUUCACACAUGAUUUAUUCUCGAUACCAAAAAAAUAUUCAAGUCGAAGAAAAGUAAAUACUGUACAGAUUUUGAUAUGUAUAAAAUUGUUCACAACUCAUUUAACACUAGUAAGUUUCACCGCUUCUGCGUCUGCAUUUAGCGCCGCGGUACCAAAAGUACCGCGGUACCAAUCUGUUAAAAAUAAGUACAUUAGUAUGUAUCAUGUAUGUUAAGAUAACGGUUAAAGCAAUGUGUGACAUUGUUCAUUAAAAAAAUAUGGCUCUAGUUCUACGGACACGAUGGUUUUGAACUUCUAGGGAGGGGGGCUAGUCGAGUACUCGUAUAUCGAUAAAUACCACACGAAAUUGUACUAUAAUAUACCAUUUGGGUAAGCGGUGUUCCACAUAAGGUCAACAUCCGUACACCAUUUUACUUCAAUACUUACACCAGAUUACCUGAAAAUUGACAUAACCUUGACUUUUACUUAUUUGAAGGUGUCCCAGGCCAUAAGUCAUAGGAUACUAAAAAGUAUCUUAACUGUGGGAUUACUACUUACCCAGAUGGUUUGACCCUACAUAGCGUAUUCGACUAGCCUUCAACAUAAAAUGGGUACAACAUUGUACUCAGAAUAUCUCUUCAUCGACAAUUCGUAGCACAUCUAUUUUAUAUUAGUCGCUGCUCAUUAUAUACAAUACUUAAUUACAUUUAAUAUUUUAUACUUUAAGUAUAUCUACGACUGUGGUCUGAUCGUUUCCUUAGAACUUCUGGUUUUCAUGUUGCUGUUUUAAUAUUGGGUGGUGAUGACAACCAUGGCUUUCUAAAAACUUAUACAUAAGAGGAUCGAGUGUGAUAAAAUAUAUAAUGAGUUCUAUAAAAAUAACUAGACAAGGCUACAACAACAAAUUAAAAACUCAUACAACUGUAAGAACAGACAAUAUUUUUUUAGUAUCGAUCAUAACAUUAUAAAACCACCAUAACAAAUAUAUCGAUAAAAUAAAUCAACAUCCCUAGUCUGAGUAUGCUGUGGUGUCAUUACCACCCAAUACUGAAAAGUAACAAUUCUUCUAUGUAUUUUUGUACUAAUCGUAAACGAAUACAAUGAUUGGCGAUAUCCACAAGCAUUCCAGUUUUUUUAUAUAUUCGUGGAAUUCAUUUGUCAUAUCUAUGAAUAUUAGUGGACAUUCAGUUUGUGCGAAAACCCCUAAGAACUUUUUUUGUGUAAAUUAGAACAAGUUUAUAACACUAAUCAGACUAGUCCAAGAACACUACAGUCUUUAGUUGGGUAAAGAAGAUAAAAAUCCUGUCGAAUUGAGAAAUUACUCCUUUUUUACCUAUGUCGAUUAAAUAUAGGAUUAUAUUUUUUUAGGUUAAAAUCACGAUUUGAGUAUAUUAUUUGAAAACGAUUGUUUGUUAUUUCAUCCUCCGAGCCUUUUCCCAAUCAUCUUGGGGUCGGCUUCCAGUCUAACCGGAUUCAGCUGAGUACCAGUGCUUUACAAGAAGCGACUGCCUAUCUGACCUCCUCAACCCAGUAACCCGGGCAACCCGAUACCCCUUGGUUAGACUGGUGUCAGACUUUCUGGCUUCUGACUAUCCGUAACGACUGCCAAGGAUGUUCAAUGACAGCCGGGACCUACAGUUUAACGUGCCAUCCGAAACACAGCCAAUGGUGUCUAAGAUAUACUUAGAAAGUACAUACAAACUUAGAAAAGUUGCAUUGGUACUUGCCUGACCUGGGAUCGAACCCGCGCCCUCGUACUUGAGGUUGGUCCUUUACCCACUAGGCCACCACGACCUCUCCCACGACCUCUCCACGAUUGUUUGUUAUUUAUCGAACGCAAACUGAGUGUCCACCCUUUAUGUACUAACUAAUGGAUUUAUGUUUAAAUGUGUGAAGAAUAUUACCAGAUAUAUGCGUUGUUAAGAAUCGAGUAGGAUUAGAAAAACGCACAAUUUUGAUUCUAUUGUUUUUGAUACUUUAAUAUUGAAGCGCGAAAAAUUUUGUUGAUAUAGUAAAUUCUUUUUGGAGAAUUUUGUCUGUCAGAGUAAGAACUUCAACUGUCACCCGCUAAGAAUUUUGUUUGUAUGUUUUUUUUUUCAUAUUACAUAUUAAUUAUAUGAUGUUAUAAUUUCAACCGCUUAUGUCUGGUAAAAUUUAAUGUUAGAGUAAAGUAAAAUUGUCGUAAGUAAAGCUGUGAUCAGAUUAGGAGGUUGUGAUGGGAUAAGAGUGGGUUUACAAGGAUUUUUUAAAUAAUAAAAAAAUAUGCUUUUUAUUUUUUAAGAUUAGUAACUUAGCGCAAGUACCGAAUUUUGCUUUAAUGUAAUAACGAACAAGUUUUUUAUUCCUGCCAGCUUGAAUCCUGUGUCGCGUGGCCGUCGGCAUGAAUUGUAUAUUUGUCAGAGAAAUGGCUCAGUACGUAGUUUGUACUGCGGUGACUGGCGGACGCACUCUCGCGACAAAUGCCUCAUUGCCUGUUCUUUCCAAUAACAUUUAGGAAUACCCCUGUAUUUCGAAAUUGGAUUAGAAUUUAUAUUCUGUGGUGUUCAUUAUAUCUGUGCGUCCCACCGCUGUCAUCUAUGAAAUUAAAGAAUGACAGCGUGUGACCGUUAAUUUUAUGAUUUAUUUUACUAUGUACGGUAGACCGCACGUCAGUGGUAACUGUCAUGCACCUUAACUCGAUAGUAAUAAGUACGAUUUUCCUAUAAAACUGUUACCACUGACCUGAAGUUGACUGUACCAAACUCAAAUCAUGACUAUAUUUUAUAGGCUCUAAACGUGUUUAUAUUUUUUUAGUUUUAUUUCUUAUGACUGAAUAAUUGUUUACGCAUUGUUUUUUCUUUUUUUUAUUUAUGGUGACUGGUUCUCAAUCCAAUUUCGAUGCGGCUGGGUUCCGAUUAACAAUAUUGAAUUUGUUAGAUUAUAUUGUAAAGUAAGGUUUCCAUCCUGUAAUAUUGUGUCAUAACUAUUUGUGGUGACGUAACUGAUAUAAAUUGAAACGAAAUGUA